Arabidopsis arenosa is the source of this 418-nucleotide messenger RNA. The record is from the annotation of a GenBank genome assembly. NCBI's taxonomy places the organism in Eukaryota, Viridiplantae, Streptophyta, Magnoliopsida, Brassicales, Brassicaceae.
CUGGAACGCGUCCUCUGGCUCCUGUGGUAUGGGAUGGAUUUUCAAGAUUCAAGAUCAUAGAGUUAUCCAUCAGGGCUCGGCAUCCCGCCGUCAUACACCCUUUGCUCUAGCUGCUGAAGCUUUAGCAAUGAAAGCAGCGCUGACUGCAGCGUCUCGAAUAGAAUUCACCUCCAUUAGUGUUUUUUUAGACUCUCAAGUCCUCACAUCUCUGCUUAAUACAAAGACCGCUAUGAAUGAGCUACAAGGAAUUCUCCAUGAUAUUGCCUUGCUUUGCCGUUCCUUUGUUUACUGCAUUUUCUCUUUUAUUCCCCGUGAGGCUAACCUAUUAGCUGACAUGUUGGCUAAGGCAGCUCUUGUUUCUUUGAAUUGCCCUGCUUUGUAAGGAUUCUUAUCUAAUUUAUAAAAACCAGUUUGCCAA